CAACGGCUCACGUUAGAAUUCCCCGGCCCGAACAUUAUCAGCUCGCUCUGCUCUAUAACCGUUGAAGUAGGUUUUCUUAUCCUCGACAAGCAGAGCAUCCACGAAAAAACUCUAGCUUUCGCCCAUGGAAAUCCUUACGUCUCCUUCUCCUCUUUUCCCCUUCCUCAAAUCCCCCUCCAAUUCACCAACGCACUCAACCCUAAAAGUUUCUAGGGUUUCCAUAAAGUCACCUCCUCCGGAAUUCGACUACAGGUCUGAGAUCGGCGACAACACUCGUUCCGCUGUCGCUGCGAUGCAUCCAGAGCUGCUGGAUCUGGUCGAGAAGGGGAGAUUGGUCCUGAUCGAGAAGCGACGGUUCGGCCCCGUCCCUAGCUGGAGGAAUGCGUUUGUCGAGCCUGAGGCAAUCUGGUUGGUCGGGACUUCCCACAUAUCGGAAGAAUCUGCUGCCGAUGUCGAGCGUGUCGUGAGGGCGGUGAGGCCAGAGAGCGUUGUUGUGGAGCUUUGCCGAAGCAGAGCUGGGAUAAUGUAUGUUUCUGAUGAUGAUGAGCGCCUCCCGCUUUUGAGGUCAAAUAUGUUCUCUUUGAGUGGGGCAAGGUUCUGGGGGGCAAUCGGUCGCAGCAUAAAUUUGGGGGGCCAAACUGCUCUUGCUUUACGGUUGCUUCUGGCAGUUUUUUCUUCAAAAAUCUCUUCCAAUUCCAACCGGCCUUUUGGAGAUGAGUUUCGUGCUGCUCGGAGAUCAUCUGAAGAGAUUGGAGCUCAAAUAGUAUUGGGGGAUCGGCCAAUUGAAAUAACUGUAUACAUUUUUAUUCAUGUGCUAGGAAGGGCUUGGAGCUCUCUCAAAUGGAGUGAGAAACUAAGUUUGGUUCUCUCAAUUCUUCGAGGCAUAAGUUCUCCAUCAUUAGAUGCCUCUGGGAGCAAUUUGAAGGACCAGGAAAUGGAGGGAAGCCCAUUUCAGUUGUACGAGUUGCUAAGCUUUUCAUAUCCCUCACUGCUGCAGCCUCUUGUACAUGAGCGCGACACGUACCUUGCAUGGUCUCUGAAGAGGAGCAAAGCUGUAAAUAAAAGCAAGAGCGUGGUUGGGGUCAUCGGAAGAGGCCACAUGAAUGGAGUCAUAUAUGCAUUAGUGUCAGAUCAAGGAGACUUGCGCUUUCGCGAUCUUGUUGGUCAGAGGCCAUUUGGUGAUGGUUCUAAUGGCUGGAUCAAGACCAUUCUCAAAAGUUUAAUUCGAGACACUGUGAUAGGCAUCAUCGCUUGGGUACUCUUUGAACAGCUCAAGACUGCACUAUUAUAGCAUGACUGACAAGAUUUCAGUUCUUGAUUUUGCAAGCAUCACUGGAUAUUUGAUGAUUUGAGUGGAAAAUGGAAUCAAAUGUGUUUCAAACUUGUUCCAGAGACCAUUGUUUGGACAGUUAAGUUCAUCUGGCCAAAUUAAUUCUGUAGAUAAUAUGGGAGAUCCAUUUCUUGGCUA
Molecule: messenger RNA, 1468 nt
Organism: Magnolia sinica
Lineage: Eukaryota; Viridiplantae; Streptophyta; Magnoliopsida; Magnoliales; Magnoliaceae
Exons: 7
Coding region: 125-1291 (388 amino acids)
Source: RefSeq, a predicted model, not a curated record